This is a messenger RNA of Rhodofomes roseus, 720 nucleotides long. RefSeq lists its product as uncharacterized. Gene Ontology annotation, cellular component: nucleus. The transcript has 3 exons. The record is from RefSeq and is a predicted model, not a curated record. Lineage: Eukaryota; Fungi; Basidiomycota; Agaricomycetes; Polyporales; Fomitopsidaceae. The coding region runs from base 1 to 720 and encodes 239 amino acids.
AUGGCAAAGAAGAAGAGCAAGCAGGUAGGCUCAGUCAGGCUGGCCAGACUACUCGAUGCUGACUCUCUGCAGAUCAUCCGCCCUUGGUGCUGGUAUUGUGAGCGGGAGUUCGAAGAUGACAAGGUUCUAAUGCAGCAUCAGAAGGCCAAGCACUUCAAGUGCAACAUGUGCCCUAGACGUCUCAACACCGCAGGAGGUCUCGCAGUCCACAUCCAGCAAGUCCACAAGCUCGAGCCAGACCAGCUGCCUCGUAUCGACAAUGCACUACCAGGUCGAGACGGCUACGAGGUGGAAAUUUUCGGGAUGGAGGGUAUCCCUGCGCCCGACGUGGCCGAUUAUAAGCGCCGCAAGGAGAUCGAACUGGGACUCAACCCCGGCACAAUCUCGCAGCCCCAGUCUAAAAGGCCCAAGCUGGACAACCGUCCGCUCACAGAGGACGAGCUCAGGGCACAGCUCGCGGCCCACAGGGCCCUCAUGGGCGCCGGCGAGAACACCGCUGCGCCUGCAGCCCCUGAGGCUACAGGCGCCGUCUACGGUGCCCCUCCACAGGCGUAUGCUGCCCCGCCCGUCCCUGCCAUGAUGCCGCCCCCGUCGGCGUCUCCGCCAGGAAUGGUACCGCCAGGUGCGCCGCCAUUUGUUCCAGGCGCGUUACCUCCGCCAGGUUAUCCAGGAGCACCUCCGUUCCCGCCGCCGCCAGGAAUGCCUUACCAUCCAGGGUAA